AUGAGGAUAGAUAAAGCUCUUUUUAAUAUCGACUGUACUACUACUACUACUACUACUACUACUACUACUACUACUACUACUACUACUACUACUACUACUACUACUACUACUACUACUACUACUACUACUACUACUACUACUACUACUACUACUACUACUACUACUACUACUACUACUACUACUACUACUACUACUACUACUACUACUACUACUACUACUACUACUACUACUACUACUACUACUACUACUACUACUACUACUACUACUACUACUACUACUACUACUACUACUACUACUACUACUACUACUACUACUACUACUACUACUACUACUACUACUACUACUACUACUACUACUACUACUACUACUACUACUACUACUACUACUACUACUACUACUACUACUACUACUACUACUACUACUACUACUACUACUACUACUACUACUACUACUACUACUACUACUACUACUACUACUACUACUACUACUACUACUACUACUACUACUACUACUACUACUACUACUACUACUACUACUACUACUACUACUACUACUACUACUACUACUACUACUACUACUACUACUACUACUACUACUACUACUACUACUACUACUACUACUACUACUACUACUACUACUACUACUACUACUACUACUACUACUACUACUACUACUACUACUACUACUACUACUACUACUACUACUACUACUACUACUACUACUACUACUACUACUACUACUACUACUACUACUACUACUACUACUACUACUACUACUACUACUACUACUACUACUACUACUACUACUACUACUACUACUACUACUACUACUACUACUACUACUACUACUACUACUACUACUACUACUACUACUACUACUACUACUACUACUACUACUACUACUACUACUACUACUACUACUACUACUACUACUGCUACUACUACUACUACUACUACUACUACUACUACUACUACUACUACUACUACUACUACUACUACUACUACUACUACUACUACUACUACUACUACUACUACUAGGACCUAA
Schistosoma margrebowiei is the source of this 1044-nucleotide messenger RNA. The record is from the annotation of a GenBank genome assembly. NCBI's taxonomy places the organism in Eukaryota, Metazoa, Platyhelminthes, Trematoda, Strigeidida, Schistosomatidae.